AUGAAAAAUCUGAUUGUGAGUAAGAGGUUAUGUGCUAUGGGGAUUUUAGAAACAAGAGUAAGGCCAGUUAACUUUGAUAAGGUGUGGAGGAGUUGUAAGCUUCCUAAUUGGAAUGUCAUAAAUAAUAAUAGCUUUUCUGAAUUAGGCAGAAUCUGGAUUGUUUUUAAUCUUGUUGUAAUUCAAAUAAGUAAUGUUACUUACUCAGCCCAAUGUAUUCAUUGUGACGUCAAAUGGGAGGAUAAUGAGUUAUUUUGGUCUGUUGCUUAUGGAUCAAAUGAUGAGCAUACCAGGAAAGAUCUUUGGAGGAAGCUAAAAAAUUUUAGAUCUCAUAACAAAGGAGCUUGGUUGGUCAUGGGAGAUUUUAAUGCUAUCUCUAAUGCAGGGGAAAAAAUUGGGGGCAAUGACAGUUUUGAACAUAGUGGAGAGGAGUUUCUACAAUGCAUUAAUGACUGUAAUCUCAGUGAACUAAAGAAAUCUGGGUGUGAAUUUACCUGGACUAACAAUCAAGCUGGAGAAGCCAGAAUCUGGAGGAAAUUAGACAGGGCUUUGAUUAACUAUGAGUGGUUAGAUAGAUAUGGAGAUUCAGACUAUGUGGCUCUAAAUACAGGGGUUUCUGACCACUCCCCUUUGAUAGUCUCUAUUAACAAGAAAGAGGCUUGGAAUAUGGAGGUUGCAGGGUGUGCCAUGUUCAGACUGGUGCAGAAGCUUAAAAAUUUAAAAACCAGAUUAAAAGAUCUAAACCUCAACCACUUCUCUGGGAUAUCUCUUAAAGUUAAGGAGAGUAGGAAGCUACUAGAGGAGUUACAGAACAAUCUUCAGAAGAAUCCUUUAAAUGAGGACUUGCUUUUGGAGGAAAGAGCAGUUUCUAUUCAUUAUAGGAAUUGUCUAUGUGCAGAAGAAAAGUUUCUUAAACAAAAGUCUAGAAUCUCUUGGUUGAAGCUAGGAGACAGCAAUAAUAAAUUCUUCCAUAACUCUGUUAAAGUCAGAAGAUGUAGAAACAGAAUUACAAAUCUUAUUGAUGCUAAUGGAAAUGAGCUGAAGUCUCAGGAAGAUAUAAGCUCUGCAAUGGUUGAUUUUUAUGAAAAAUUAUUCGGGAAGUCUAAUCAGAGAAUGCACAUAGAUCCCAACAUCAUUGAUAGAGGUCCUAAACUGGGAGAGAAUGACUUUAUCAGUUUUGUUUUAGAAGUUACCUCAGAAGAGAUUAAAAAUGCUAUGUUCUCCAUAAAUGGGGAAAAAGCCCCAUGGCCAGAUGGAUACUCCAGUCUGUUCUUUCAGAAGAAUUGGGCUAUAGUGGGUGGAGAUGUCAUUGAAGCUGUGAAGGAGUUCUUUUAUACAGGAAAGCUGCUAGGUCAGGUGAAUGCUACUUCUCUUUCCAUUAUCCCUAAAACCUCCUCUCCUAGUAGUUUAAAUGAUUAUAGACCGAUAGCUUGCUGUAAUGUCCUCCAGUGUGCUUUUAUCCCAGGAAGAAGGAUAAUUGAUAAUGUCCUUUUGGCUCAUGAGCUUGUGCAUGACUACCAUAAUGAUAGGGGUGUAGCAAGUUGUGCCAUGAAAGUAGAUCUAAGGAAAGCUUAUGAUACAAUUGAGUGGGAUUUUCUAGAGGAGAUGUUGCUGGGACUCCAUUUUCUUAGGAGGUUUAUUGACUAG
Molecule: messenger RNA, 1644 nt
Organism: Mercurialis annua (annual mercury)
Lineage: Eukaryota; Viridiplantae; Streptophyta; Magnoliopsida; Malpighiales; Euphorbiaceae
Exons: 2
Coding region: 1-1644 (547 amino acids)
Molecular function (GO): catalytic activity
Source: RefSeq, a predicted model, not a curated record